Myotis davidii is the source of this 375-nucleotide messenger RNA. Its product is annotated as oocyte-expressed protein. The transcript is spliced from 2 exons. Gene Ontology annotation, cellular component: protein-containing complex; apical cortex. NCBI's taxonomy places the organism in Eukaryota, Metazoa, Chordata, Mammalia, Chiroptera, Vespertilionidae. The record is from RefSeq and is a predicted model, not a curated record. The coding region runs from base 1 to 375 and encodes 124 amino acids. Gene Ontology annotation, molecular function: RNA binding. Gene Ontology annotation, biological process: embryonic pattern specification; establishment or maintenance of apical/basal cell polarity.
AUGGUCGACCAGCCUGGUGCUGUGGUCCAGGAGGACCCAUGGAUGUCCGCCCAGGCCCUGGACAGGCUGCUGAAGAUACCGCUUCCGCUGCCACGUCUUCGCACCCGGCCCUGGUGGUUUCCUGUGCUGGAGCUGAGAGUCCCAUUGGUGCUUUACCUGGAGGUGGAAAAGGUGAACUCCGGGAGCUUAAUCGAAAUCACUAUUUUCGGACAGCCCCGUGUCCAAAAUAGGGUGAAAAGCGUGCUCCUGAGCCUGGCAGCAAGGCACUGGGAAAACCAUGCUGGAGAUAAGAAGAUGAAACAACUGGAGAAGUUCUUGAAGGCCCAUGGGUCUCCUCCCCCGACUCCCCAGUCUCCCCGGUCUCCUGUUGCAUAA